GUAUGCUACAUGCUUGUAUGUCUUCCUCUUCUCGUAAUAUCUCUUGUCUCAACUUAUUGGAAUCGGCAGAUCAUAAGAUGGUCUCCAUGGAUCCUUUGGCUCAAUCUUCUGAACAUCUUUGCUAUGUCCGUUGCAGCUACUGCAACACUAUCCUUGCGGUGGGAAUUCCAUGCAAAAAGCUAUUGGACACUGUAACAGUGAAAUGUGGGCAUUGUGGUAAUCUUUCCUUUUUAAGCAGUAGGCCUCCACUUCAACCCCAAUGUUUUGAUCACCAACCCACUCUUCAGCAUCAAGAUUUCUUCAACAAUUUCAAGAAGGGCCAGACUUCAUCUUCAAGUGAACCCACAUCUCCAAAGGCACCUUUUGUUGUAAAACCUCCUGAGAAGAAGCACAGACUACCAUCUGCCUACAAUCGGUUCAUGAAGGAAGAGAUCCAGCGUAUUAAAACAGCACAUCCAGAGAUUCCACACCGAGAGGCUUUCAGUGCAGCAGCUAAAAAUUGGGCUAGGUACAUUCCAAAUACUCCAAACGGGACCUUGGCCGGGAACAGCAGCAAUGCUUAGGCGACGUUGGAAGGAGUGAAGCAAAAUUUGGGAUCUAUGGAGGGAUUCUACUCGCAUUGGAAGAAAUUAAUAUUUAAGAUGGUUAACUUUAUUCUCGACCUUUAUUUAAUGACUCUGGUACUCUAUAUCAUAUAUUAUGGUGGAUUAAUAGUCUCUCUGUUUGCUACUUUCAACUUUAAUUUGUACUGGAGAAAAUUUAUCCUAUGAUACAUUUGCUUUCUAGUC
Capsicum annuum is the source of this 788-nucleotide messenger RNA. Its product is annotated as protein CRABS CLAW. Bases 3 to 563 code for a protein of 186 amino acids. Gene Ontology annotation, cellular component: nucleus. The record is from RefSeq and is a predicted model, not a curated record. The transcript has 7 exons. Gene Ontology annotation, biological process: cell fate commitment; style development; leaf development. NCBI's taxonomy places the organism in Eukaryota, Viridiplantae, Streptophyta, Magnoliopsida, Solanales, Solanaceae.